Thermothelomyces thermophilus ATCC 42464 is the source of this 2080-nucleotide messenger RNA. RefSeq lists its product as uncharacterized. Gene Ontology annotation, molecular function: aldehyde dehydrogenase (NAD+) activity. The transcript has 5 exons. Lineage: Eukaryota; Fungi; Ascomycota; Sordariomycetes; Sordariales; Chaetomiaceae. Bases 310 to 1803 code for a protein of 497 amino acids. The record is from RefSeq and is a predicted model, not a curated record.
CACCCGGUCGUCUCCAUACCCCUCAACCCCAUCUCAACUGUUCAGGAAUUCAUCAAUCGUUUAUAAGUUCAGGCCAAACCCUUCAUCCCAUCUCUUUCCUCCUGCUCCUGCACCUCAUCCUCCCAAGUCGUCUCAUUCUUCUCAAAUUUAAUUCCCUCGAUUCGCACUCCUAAAGGCGUUCUUCCCGCGUACACAGAGGAAGCUCUGAGUGAACCUCCGCUAGCUCCAGCACCACAUCCGCCACGGCUGAUCUCCUCCUCCUCUUCCACCACCACCACAACCACUGCCGCCGCCGCCGCCGCCGCCACAAUGUCCAACCUCUUCGUCGAGCUCAAGACGCCCAUCACGGGCCCCUACAAGCAACCCACCGGACUUUUCAUCAACAACGAAUUCGUCGAGGGUGUGGAGAAGAAGACGUUCGAGGUCAUUAACCCGAGCACCGAAGAGGUCAUCUGCUCGGUGCACGAGGCCACAGAGAAGGAUGUCGACAUCGCCGUCGCCGCCGCCCGCAAGGCGUUUGAGGGCGAGUGGCGCCGCGUCACCCCGCAGCAGCGCGGCGUCCUGCUGCUAAAGCUGGCCGAUCUCGCCGAGAAGAACCUGGACCUUCUGGCCGCGGUCGAGUCGCUCGACAACGGCAAGUCCAUCACCAUGGCCCGCGGCGACGUCGCCGCCGUUGUCGGGUGCAUCCGCUACUACGGCGGCUGGGCCGACAAGAUCGAGGGCAGGACCAUCGACAUCAACCCGGACAUGUUCAGCUACACGAGGCGCGAGCCGAUUGGUGUCUGCGGCCAAAUCAUUCCCUGGAACUUCCCGCUGCUCAUGCUUGCGUGGAAGAUCGGCCCUGCGCUGGCCACCGGAAACACGGUUGUCCUCAAGACGGCCGAGCAGACCCCGCUGUCGGCCCUCGUCUUUGCCCAGUUCGUCAAGGAGGCCGGCUUCCCCCCGGGCGUCCUCAACAUCAUCUCGGGUUUCGGCAGGACCGCCGGCGCCGCCCUCUCGUCGCACAUGGACGUCGACAAGAUCGCCUUUACCGGCUCCACCAUCGUCGGCCGUACCAUCAUGAAGGCCGCCGCCUCGUCCAACCUGAAGAAGGUCACCCUCGAGCUCGGCGGCAAGUCUCCCAACAUUGUCUUCAACGACGCCGACAUCGAGGAGGCCAUCAGCUGGGUCAACUUUGGCAUCUACUACAACCAUGGCCAAUGCUGCUGCGCCGGUUCGCGCAUCUACGUCCAGGAGGGCAUCUACGACAAGUUCGUUGAGGCCUUCAAGAAGCGGGCGGAGCAGAACAAGGUGGGCGACCCGUUCCACCCGGAGACCUUCCAGGGCCCGCAGGUCAGCCAGCUGCAGUACGACCGCAUCAUGGGCUACAUCCAGUCGGGUAAGGAGCAGGGCGCGCGCGUGGUGACGGGCGGCAACCGCCACGGCGACAAGGGCUACUUCAUCCAGCCGACCAUCUUCGCCGACGUGAGGCAGGACAUGACGAUCAUGCAGGAGGAGAUCUUCGGCCCCGUCUGCGCCAUCGCAAAGUUCUCCACCGUGGAGGAGGCCAUCAAGCUCGGCAACGACACCUCCUACGGUCUGGCCGCCUCGGUCCACACCAAGGACCUCAACACGGCCAUCCGCGUCAGCAACGGUCUCAGGGCCGGCACCGUCUGGGUCAACUGCCACAACAUACUCAACCACGCCCUCCCGUUCGGCGGCUUCAAGACGUCCGGCAUCGGCCGCGAGCUCGGCGAGCUGGCCCUGGCCAACUACACCGAGAACAAGAGCGUUGCCGUCAACAUGGCCGGCAAGCUGUUCUAAAAUCUCAUGCCCCGGGCUAGGGUCCAAGGGGAGGCCUAUACCCCCAACAGAUUUCCGUCUACCGAUUGGAUUGAUUCAGGUCACAUGAAAGCGGAAGAACGCGGGCGGGAUGGAUCGGUUCUCUUUCCCUUGCCGGUUGUCUUUUCAUCUUCAUCGCUCUGGGCGAGAGGGCAUGAGUAAGACUGUGAUGAGCAAUGACUGUAUAACUGGCUGAUAGCAAAAUAUUCAUCGUAGAUUGUUAUUUCUGUAUUCGAAUAUGAUUGUCUUUCUUAAGGAC